CAAAAAACUGGCAAAGCCACGCGCCACCCUCACCCACUCGCAACAGUGCAAUUGAGGAGCAUCCACCUAUCUCCGUUGCAUCGCUCUGGCACAAAACACCAGCAACGAAGACUUCAUCAUGAAGUCCUAUUCCACCAUCCUCGAGGCCCUCAACCACCAUGCUAUGGAAAUCCCGGACAUGGUCGUCUUCACCUGGGUCGAUAUCAAUUGUGAGGAACAGAACAAGAUGACAUUCAAAGAAUUGGAGGACAAGUCGAAUGCUGUGGCUGCUCGUCUCCUCAAGCUUGGAUGCAAAAAGGGAGACCGUGUCAUGGUGGCCUAUCCUUUUGGCCUGGAGUUUUUGGCCGGUAUGUUUGGUGCCAUGAAGAUUGGUGUCAUCCCCUGCUCUGUCUAUCCACCCAAUCCCAAUCAGCUCAAGACCGACAUGCCCAAAUUCCACAGAUUUGCUGAAGAUGCCGGAGCCAAAUUUGCCAUUUCUACCAGCAUGUUUGCUGCGGGGAUGACGGCAGCUAGCAUUCUCUACAAGACUGGGGUCAAGUGGAUUGCGACUGACAAAUUGCCAAUCAAGAAGGUCAACCCAAGCAAGCCAAAAGACUAUGAGAAAUUCGUUGGGGAACCAGAAGACAUCUGCUUCAUACAAUAUACCUCAGGCAGUACUGGAUGUCCCAAAGGAGUCAUGGUCAGUCAUCAAAACCUAGAAGAGAACUGCAAGGCUGGCAUGUCCGUGACGGGUUUAGACACUUCUUCUUCGGUAGCUCUAUGGGUUCCUCAAUAUCAUGACAUGGGACUCGCAGGAUUCAUGUCCUGCCUCUACACUAGCAGUCAUCUUGUGGUGGCAUCACCCCUUGACUUUAUUGUCAAACCACUGCUGUGGUCAGAUAUGGUGGAAACAUACCAGGCCACCCAUACAGCAGCACCCAACUUUGCAUACGCCUUACUCCUCAAGAGGCUGGAGCAGGCCAACAGGACAGCUGACUGGAGUUGUAUGAAGGCCGCAAUGUUUGGUGCCGAACCUGCCCAAGGCCAUGUUGUGGAAGCGGUUGCUAAAACCCUCUCUGUCAAGCCUGAGCAUGUCUAUAACAACUAUGGUCUGGCUGAAUCAGUUGUGCUUCUCACUGGUGGACCUGCCUGCCCAGAUGCUGAGGGUGUUGUAUGCUGCGGUGCGGUAGACUCGCCAACCCUUAAAAUUCGAAUUGUUGACGAUGGAAGGGAGGCGGAAGAGGGUCAAGUUGGAAGCAUUUGGGCUCAGUCUCCUAGAGUGGCAGCUGGGUACUAUGGCCAGCCAGAGCUGACCACGUCAACAUUUGCCAAUGCAUUGCCUGGCUAUGAUGGCAUCUGGCUUGACACCGGAGAUUUAGGCAAGGUGGUUGAUGGUCAGCUCUAUGUUACUGGCAGAGUCAAAGAUGUGAUCAUUGUCAAUGGCAAGAACUACUACCCAACUGAUAUGGAGCUCUCAGUUGAUGAAACUUUUGGUGACAUCAUCCGCCCAGGAAGGACAAGUGCAUUCCAGCAUGGAGAAGCCAGUGUUGGCAUCACUGUGGAGGGUCGCAAAGGAUUUGAAAAGUCAGCAAAUGAAGACUUGGUCAUUCAGAUAGCCAACCAUGUAUCACUGGUGCAUGGGCUUUUUGUCUGUGAGGUGGUUGUUCUCAAGUUGGGUGUGACUCCCAAGACAACAUCUGGGAAGCUGAAGAGAAGUGAGAUCAGGAA
Seminavis robusta is the source of this 1707-nucleotide messenger RNA. The record is from the annotation of a GenBank genome assembly. Lineage: Eukaryota; Bacillariophyta; Bacillariophyceae; Naviculales; Naviculaceae.